Molecule: messenger RNA, 2117 nt
Organism: Clupea harengus (Atlantic herring)
Lineage: Eukaryota; Metazoa; Chordata; Actinopteri; Clupeiformes; Clupeidae
Gene: gna15.1
Product: G protein subunit alpha 15, tandem duplicate 1
Biological process (GO): phospholipase C-activating dopamine receptor signaling pathway; adenylate cyclase-modulating G protein-coupled receptor signaling pathway
Cellular component (GO): heterotrimeric G-protein complex; cytoplasm
Molecular function (GO): G-protein beta/gamma-subunit complex binding; guanyl nucleotide binding; GTPase activity
Source: RefSeq, a predicted model, not a curated record
UCUUAAAUAACCCAACAGAAUAGGCUAUGUUUUGGACCGCGUUUGUGCUGUCAGUGUUGUAAACCAACCUUAGCCUGAGUAAUGUUCAGCAUCUCAGUCUUUUCAGUUGUAGCGUUCAGAUCAAGAUACCUUUCUUAUUAAGACUAGGGCUUUAAUUGUAAUUUAAUCUGAAUCACGGUUGAAUCACGGUUUGAUUUUCAAAUGCGAAAAAGUGGGCUAGCUGGCUGUGCCUAGUAAGGCUUUGCGGGACUAAUACUGACAAAAGAGCCUAUCACCUCAGGUGCAUUCUUCAGAUAAGGUAGGCUACUGUACUCACUCAACGACAUAGACCUAGGCAAGCUAGCCUACUCGUCCCACGCCAGGAGGCGGAUUUAGUUAAAUUAAUGUGUUCGUUUUGAUAGCAAAAAGAGAGAGACGAGGGAACAACACUCUAACGAAAAGGAUACAAUACAAAUGGAUUGCUUUUAAUGGACUUUUUCUGUCAUGUGAAGUUAACCGACUGGUAGGCUAUUCUCAAGACGUGCACAGUGGGACUUGAGCAGUUUUUGCCAUGGGGGGCUGCUGGAGACGGACCUGUAUGUGUUUCCUUACCGAGGACGAAAGACGGGCUAUCUUUAUAGACAUGGAGAUCCAAAAAAUCCUCAAACACCAGAAAAAGAAAGAACGCAAAGAGAUAAAAGUACUUCUUCUUGGGACUGGAGAAAGCGGCAAAACCACAUUCCUCAAACAAAUGAGGAUCAUCCAUGGCAAUGGCUACUCUGAGGAGGACAGACGAGGAUUUGCCAAGUUGGUUUUUCAGAAUGUCUUCACAGCUGUAAAGGCCAUGACUGGGGCUAUGGCCACCCUCAGGAUCCCCUAUGCCAAUCCACAGAAUGAGGUUUAUGCUAAGUGGUUCCAAGACGUGGACAUCAGGCAGGUCACUCAGUUAGACAGAGGAUUUGUGGACGCUCUCAGGCAUCUCUGGGCAGAUGCGGGGCUCAGGGUCUGCUAUAGUCGCCGUCGUGAGUACCAGCUCCUGGACUCCACCGAAUACUUCAUGACGAAUCUUGAGCGUAUCGCUGGCCCUGACUACGUCCCUACUGCUCAAGAUGUCCUUCGAGUCAGAGUGCCCACCACUGGCAUCAACGAUUAUUCCUUUUGUGUCCAGAGAAUAACACUCAGGAUUGUGGAUGUGGGUGGACAGAAAUCGGAGCGCCGCAAGUGGAUCCAUUGUUUUGAGAACGUGACAUCGCUCAUAUUCUUGGCCUCCCUCAGUGAGUACGACCAGCGGCUGGAGGAGAACGACACAGACAACCGCAUGGUGGAGAGCCUGACCCUGUUCUACACCACCAUCCACUCACCCUGGUUCUUCAGCUCCUCCAUCAUACUCUUCCUCAACAAGAAGGACAUCUUGGCUGAAAAAGUCCAGACUUCGGACCUACAAACAUACUUUCCAGGGUUUACAGGAAGGAGACGUGAUGCUCAGGCAGCCAUGGACUACAUCAAAGAGAUGUAUAAGCAGCAGCGCCUCAGCCGAGAAGACAAGCAGGAAAGCAAGAUCAUCUAUCCCCACUUCACCUGUGCCACAGACACUAACAACAUCCGUACGGUGUUCAACGAUGUGAAGGACACAGUGCUGAUCAAAUCACUGGCUGAAUAUGGGGUUAUUUGAGGGCCAGGACACUUCUAGAGAGCGGAAUGUCUUUUUUUUGUCUAUUCUAAAAUCACUUUCCCUAUUUUCCUGUCUUUUUUAAUGCACUGGAUAUUAUUGUAAUUAUCAGUCAAAGCAUUCAGAUUAAUAACCAGUCUCAGUGAGGAGGUGUGGCCAAAAGAAACUGCUAUCAAAUAAUGUCUAAGUAAAUACAUUUGUUAGGGAUGGGCAAACCAAAGUAGUUAAGCAGUACACUUUUAUACAUAUGAAUAUAAUGCAUUUUUUAUGUUACAUGGGGAAUUAGUUAGAUAGUAGGGCAGUGCCUUCCAAUGCAACAACUGUUGCCCUGAGUGAAAACAUUUGAGAAUAUUAUUAAAUAAUAUUUUGAUAUUAUGUAUUUUUUCCUGGAUUUCUAGAACCAAAGAAAUAUUUAGAUACAAUUACAUGCUAGACCAGUAACAUGAAUAUACAGUGUAAAUGUUAUAAA